Molecule: messenger RNA, 1733 nt
Organism: Humulus lupulus (European hop)
Lineage: Eukaryota; Viridiplantae; Streptophyta; Magnoliopsida; Rosales; Cannabaceae
Product: probable glycosyltransferase At5g20260
Exons: 4
Coding region: 83-1549 (488 amino acids)
Molecular function (GO): glycosyltransferase activity
Source: RefSeq, a predicted model, not a curated record
CGAAUAUAUAUAGGACUCACAUAUUUUUGUCAAAGCAAAAUAGUAUAGUGGAGAGACUAAAAGCCAAGUCAUAGCCAUAGCCAUGAGUCUUAUUAUCAAUUUAAAAUCGCCAUACUUACUCUCUCUAAGCUUUCUCCUCCUCUUACUUGUUACCCUCUACUUCUCUCCAUUCAACCGAAAAAACCAACUCACUCUUAAUCUUUCUUCUCAUAAUCCAAACAAUGCUUCUACUAACUCAUCACAGACCAAUUCCCAAACAAGAUAUAUAUCACCGGCACCGGAUCCGGCACCGGCAUCUUCUCCGACGCCGACGACUAACCCAAACAAGCUGUCUCCCUCAAAACAUGGCGUUGUUACUUCUCACCAUUUCAAAAAUAAGAGCAGUGAAGAGAGAAUUGAAGAAGAACUGGGUAGGGCAAGAACAGCAAUACGCAAAGCCAUUCUCACAAAGAAUUAUACGUCUGAUAGAACAGAGAUUUACAUCCCCAGAGGAUCUAUUUACAGAAAUCCUUAUGCAUUUCAUCAGAGCCACAUAGAGAUGAUAAAGAGAUUCAAGAUAUGGACAUACAAAGAAGGAGAUCUACCUAUGGUUCAUAAUGGGCCUACGACAUACAUCUACUCGAUUGAGGGCCAGUUUAUAUUUGAGAUGGAAAGUGGGCCAAGCCCAUUUGCGGCAAUGAGUCCAGAAGAGGCCCAUGCAUUUUUUCUACCUUUAAGCAUCUCCAAAAUCACAGAUUAUCAGUAUAGGCCACACCACGAGACCUUUUUUCAUCGUAUGGUUCGCGUGUUCGCUGACUACGUUUAUGUCGUGGCAAAUAAAUAUCCCUACUGGAAUCGAACCAGUGGAGCUGACCAUUUCUUCGUCUCUUGCCAUGAUUGGGCAUCAUUAAUUACACGUGAUCACCACGAAGAUCUCUACAAAAACUUCAUGAAAGUGCUUUGCAAUGCCAACACUUCAGAAGGGUUCAAGCCCACAAGAGACGUCUCAAUACCAGAAUUUAACCUAAAGGCAUUCGAACUCGGACCGCCGCAUCUCGGCCAGCCACCGGACAAGCGGCCGAUCCUAGCCUUCUUCGCCGGCGCGGCCCAUGGUGACAUAAGGAGCAAACUCUUCGAGCAUUGGAAAGAAAAAGACGAGGAAAUCCUUGUCUACGAAAGUCUUCCCAAGAAGUACAACUACCACCAAUUAAUGGGACAAAGCAGGUUUUGCUUGUGCCCUAGUGGCUCAGAAGUUGCAAGCCCUAGAGUGGUGGAGGCCAUGUACCAAGGCUGUGUGCCGGUGCUCAUUUCUGAUUUUUAUGCAAUACCCUUUGAAGAUGUUCUUGAUUGGAGUAAGUUCUCAGUACAAAUACCACCAAAGAGAAUAUCAGAGAUCAAAACCAUCUUGAAAGCGAUUCCAUACUCAAAGUACUUGACUUUGCAGAAGAGGGUGUGGAGAGUUAGGAGACAUUUCAUGUUGAAUAGGCCUGCCAAGCCCUUUGAUGUAUUCCAUAUGGUUCUUCAUUCAAUUUGGCUUAGAAGGCUUAACUUUAGGUUGCCAUAUAAUUAGUAUUAUUAUUAUUAUUAAGUUAGUAAGGAAAUUUGUUGCCUUGUGUGAAAAUAAUAUAAUAGUGAAGAUGUAGAUAAUUGAAUGAAGUUUGAGGGUAGUGAUGAUAAGUGUUUUCAAUAUUUACCUCUUACAUUAAAAAAAAUGUAUUAUCAUUAAUUUUAGAUAUAUAUUAUAAUUUAUUGAA